This is a messenger RNA of Tuber melanosporum (Perigord truffle), 2046 nucleotides long. RefSeq lists its product as uncharacterized. Gene Ontology annotation, biological process: mitotic DNA replication preinitiation complex assembly; DNA replication initiation; double-strand break repair via break-induced replication. The record is from RefSeq and is a predicted model, not a curated record. The transcript is spliced from 7 exons. Lineage: Eukaryota; Fungi; Ascomycota; Pezizomycetes; Pezizales; Tuberaceae. Gene Ontology annotation, cellular component: DNA replication preinitiation complex. Gene Ontology annotation, molecular function: chromatin binding; single-stranded DNA binding; DNA replication origin binding. The coding region runs from base 1 to 2046 and encodes 681 amino acids.
AUGUACAUCCCCCGACCCCUCUUCUCCUCCGCAUACGCCCACCUGAAAGCCCAUGCGCACUCCACCAAUCCGUCAAUUCUCCUCCUCUGCGCUCUGGACACGGAUUCUCUCUGCGCCGCACGGAUCCUGACCCAUCUCCUUAAGCAAGACUACGUGCCGCACAAGAUACACCCGGUCGCGGGGUACCAAGAGCUCGAGAAUGUCAAUGAAGCACUUGUUAAGGGGAACGAAGAGUUGCGCUUUGUGAUUUGCUUGGGUUUGGGGGGAUUGGUUGACAUUGCUGCCUUUUUGGACUUGAAUUGUGGGCGAGGAGGGGAAGAGGGAGAAGAAGGAGGGAGGGCAAAGGUGGAAUGCUGGUUGGUGGAUGGAAGGAGGCCGUGGAAUUUGUAUAACGUUUUUGGUGUUGGCGGGGUAAAGUGUUUUGAUGAUGGUGAUAUUGAAGAGGAAUUGCCGAGGAUAGGAUUUGGACACACACUGCUUUCAUACCCUUCCUCCAAACCACUCGCCUCCUCGCCUCCACCCGUACACUCGCAUUCCCCGCCUUCUUCACCCUCACAACAAUUACCACUCCCACCACCACCCGAGCGUCCUCCACCAUCUGCGAAACUUCUUCGGAGAAAACUCCGUCGUCUACGAGCAAAGCAUGAGUCUACCGUUGCAAGCUAUUACACACAGGGAACCUGGUACGGUGAGCCAAUAUCCGGUCUCCUUUACUCCCUAGCCUCCGACCUUGGUCGUGAGGACAAUGACCUCCUCUGGUUGGCCAUUGUGGGUCUCUCCUCCGGGGAGAUCAUCGGCCGAGGGAUAACCUCUGGCCCACCAAGGAAAGCAGGAGGUCUUGGCUGGGUAAGCACCACUCGAGAAGACCAAAUCCGUGGAGUCCUCCGAGACGAGGUCCGCAGAUUGAAUCCUCCGGAGGCCCCACCCCCGGGCUCCUCCAAUGUCUCAGGCAACAGCAGUAGCAGUUUACAAACUACAGCCCGGUCACCGUCCGAUACCGCCAUCAGGCUAUCACCGGAAUACAGGUUCAUGCUCAUCCGUCAUUGGUCCUUGUACGACUCCAUGUUGCAUUCUUCGUUCUUGGGGACCAAGUUACAUAUCUGGUCAGAGACUGGGCGGAAGCGACUGCACAAGUUGUUGGCAAAGAUGGGGUUUAGCCUUAGUCAGUGCAAGCAAAGCUACACACACAUGGACAUGGACUUGAAGCGGAGUCUUCGCGAGAGGUUAGAGAAGUACGCUCCGUUGUAUGGCCUCGAAGGUGUUGUACGAGAGGGAUUUGUCAGGUGCUGGGGGUUUAGAGGAUGCCUUAGUGCGGCGGAUGUAGCAUAUGUCAUAGGCGGUCUUCUAGAGAUGGGACGAAGAGGUAGUAGUAGCCAUACCAACAGCGGUUCAGCAAUCACACCAAUAUCUUCAUCCGCUGGUAAAGCUCCAGAAGCACUGGUGGACCCUGACCCAACCAACGAAACCCGCAAAGAAGAGGCAAGAGAGUCUGAAAGUUGGAUAGCUAAUUUCUGGGCUGCUUACGAUGCACUCGAAGACAUUGAAGCUUUAAAAACCGCCCUCCCAACAGCGAUGGAUUUAACCCGUGCUAUCCUACGAACCGGCACUGCUUUAAUUGAAAAGCGUCAAAUUCGUCUGUUGCGCUCCUUUCGGCUUGCAGUCGUUAAGGAAGGCCCCGACGUCUCAACCUUUGCACACCCCAGCGCACUAUCAAAGUUAGCCUUAUGGCUUGGCGAAGCCAUUCUAGAGCAGGAAAAGGAGCACAGGAAGAAGCGGCAUUUACCUCUGGUCGUUGCGAGUCUCAACGAGCGGAGGGGGGUGUAUGUGGUUGUGGGUACCACAUUAGGAAGUAGAGUUGACGACGAAGACGCAACGCUGGAAUACCGCUCCGGGCGGAACAGGUUCGGAAUGGCAUUCCAGGAAGUAGCCCAGAGCACCAACGCACGCAUCCGAAUCGACGCGUUCGAAGCUACGGUCGUGGAGGUCAAGAAAGAGGAUCUUGCAGGGUUCUUGGAGGGUCUCAGUCUUAAAAGUGUUGUUGAGUGA